Messenger RNA from Diaporthe citri, 2121 nucleotides. RefSeq lists its product as uncharacterized. Lineage: Eukaryota; Fungi; Ascomycota; Sordariomycetes; Diaporthales; Diaporthaceae. The transcript has a single exon. Gene Ontology annotation, biological process: mitotic spindle assembly checkpoint signaling; attachment of mitotic spindle microtubules to kinetochore. The record is from RefSeq and is a predicted model, not a curated record. Gene Ontology annotation, cellular component: mitotic spindle; kinetochore; nuclear envelope. The coding region runs from base 1 to 2121 and encodes 706 amino acids.
AUGUCCCGAUCGCGCCAGUCCACGACCUCCCCCACAUUUCCACGCGCCGCCUCGCACGAAUCUUCUAAGGAAAAUGUCGCGCCUGCGGAUGCAGACGAGUAUGAAGCACAGAGACGACAGAUAGAGCAGCUCAAAGCUGACCUCGGCACCUUGCGCUACACAAUUACCACCGCUGAAGCCGAUCAGGAGAUCGCGCGCGUUCAACAAGAGAAUGAGCUGCGAAAGGCAAGGGCGCUGGCCGAUGACGAGUUCAAGAAGAAGCAGGCGGCAGAGAGUGAGGCGAACGCCGCCCUGAGGCAUGUCGAACGUUUGCAACAAGAACUGCAGGAGCUUCGCGAAACCCAGGAUGGCCAGAAGGCCGAGGUGGAGAAGCGCGCAAAGGCUGCCGAGGACGAGUCCAGGCUUCUGAGGGAGCAGAUCGAGGACCUCAAUGCUGCCAAAGACGAGCAGGCCCGGCUGGAAGAGCGGAAGGUCGCAGAUCUUCAAACCCAGGUCCAAACAGCGAGCAAUCAGAUCGCAAAACUGGAACAGGAUGGCCAAGCAAGGGAGGAGGCCCUGCGCAAUGUCCAAGAGCAGCUGGCGGGCAAGGAUAAUUCCAUCGGGGAGUUGGAGGCAGAGGUUCUGCGGCUAAAGGCCCACACCGGCGACGCCGAUACCAUGGCAAUCAUACGACGGGAGCUCUCUGAGCAAGUUCAGCACAUCCGCCAUCUGGAGGCAACUAACGAAAAACAACUGGCCGAACUCAAACGCCUCCGGCAAACUCACAAGGCCGUGGAGAUCGUCGAGGAGGAGAAGGCCACGCUUUUGAGAAAAUUGGAUGCUGCUGAAGACAUGAGGGCAGAGCUGGGCGAGGAGCGAAGACAGAGGGAACGUUUGGAGGCUGAGCGUCUCGCCUGGGCUGCGUACCUGGAGCAUGAGGGCCAGGCUGAGUUCGACUCGCCUGAAGCCAUGGCUCGAGCGCUGGUGCAGGAGCGUUUCAACUCUGCCUCACUCCUGGAGAAACUCGGCUCGGUUCAGCCCCUGGUUGCGGAGAGGGACGCCUUAAUCAAGGAUCUUGAGGAUGAGAAGGCGAGCCUAGCCACUCAGAUUGAGCAGCUCAAAACGAAUCCAGUCAAUAUCACAUCUGACAAGGCACGCCAACGAUUCGAUCGCCAGCGCGCCCUUGCCGAGAAAGAGGUCGAGUUUCUGCGGGCACAGCUCAAAUCUUACGACAGCGAAGACAUGACACUCCAGCCCGAAGCAUACGACGAAACGAAAGCUCAACGAAUUCAGGAGCUCGAAUCCCUUGUUGACAAGUACAAGGCCGAAGUGACCAACCUCGAAACUGAGCUCCGAUCAGCUGAAUCUUCCAGUAGCAGCCCAGGAGCGGCUGCGGGCAUGAAACGACCACUUCCUACUGAUGAUGCGGCCGAGUCCCAACAACACCACGAACAACUGGGCCAACUUGCGCGUAAGAACCGCAAACUCCAGGACGAUUUUUCGUCGCUAGAGACAAAGCACAAACUGCUUCAGAAAGAGCUCUCUGUCGCUCAGGAGCAGCUCACAGCCGCAAAGCAAUCCAGCAACGUGCGCAUCCUGCAGAUGCGCUCGAACCCGACAGACGACUACCAAUCCACCAAGCAAGCGACCAUCGACGAGCUGCGCAACGAGAACGCAGAGCUGCGUCUCCUCGUUCACGACGGCGAAGCGAGCAAGUUCCCCGUCGUGCCGGUAUCGACGCUUAUCGCCCUGCAGCGGGACCUGCAGACGGCGCGCGACGAGACGGCGUCGGCGCGCAAGAAGUGCCAGCGGCUCAAGGAGGUCUGGACGGACAAGUCGGCCGAGUUCAAGGAGGCCGUCUUCCAGCUGCUCGGGUGGCACGUCACCUUCAUUCCCAGCAACAAGAUGCGCCUCGAGAGCGUCUACUACCCGAGCGAGACGGACGAGCACGAGCGCUCCAUCGUCUUCGACGGCGAGCGCGGCUCCAUGAAGGUUGGCGGCGGGCCCCGGAGCGCCUUUGCCCUCAAGAUCUCCGACACGCGCAAAUAUUGGGUCACGGAGAAGAACUGUAUACCGGGUUUCCUGGCGGCCCUGACCCUUGAGCUGUACGACGAGGCCGUCAGGGAGGGGACCGACAAGUAG